AUGAUAGGAUCACACCAGCACCACCUGAUCAAGGAGGGUAGAAAGGAGAUGAAAAGGUACGGCCUUCUUUUCACUUGCAUGGCCUCAAGAGCUGUACAUAUUGAGACUUUGGGUUCAUUGAGUACUGACGCCUUCAUCAAUGGCCUCCGAAGGUUUCUGGCUUUGCGUGGUCCAGUACGCCAACUUCGAUCGGACAGAGGAACAAAUUUCAUUGGAGCAGAAAAUGAGUUUGAGAAAGCUUGGGCCAAGGUUGAUCACCAGAAGGUUAGAGAAUUCCUGUUGAGAGAUGGAUGCGACUACGUGCAGUUCAACUUCAAUGUUCCUUCGGCGAGCCACAUGGGCGGGGCAUGGGAACGACUCAUUCGGUCCACCCGCAGCAUCCUACAAACCUUGAUGCAUCAGUCUGGCCUUCAGCUCGAUGAUGAGUCUCUGCGUACAUUCCUGUAUGAGGCAACAGCUAUCAUCAACAGCAGACCAUUGACAGUUGAUCCCUUGAGCGACCCCACCAGUCCAGAACCCUUGACCCCUAAUCACUUACUAACCAUGAAAUCAAAGGUUCUUCUUCCCCCUCCAGGAAACUUCCAGCGAGAGGACUUGUAUUCGACAAAGCGAUGGAGGAGGGUGCAACAUCUCAUCAAUGAGUUCUGGACGCGUUGGUGGAGAGAGUUUCUGCAGAGUCUGCAAGCUCGCCAAAAGUGGACCCAACCCCGGAGAGAAGCUUGCAUCGGCGAUGUUGUGAUCAUGAAGGAUGAGGACACCCCACGGAAUCAUUGGUUACUGGCACGGAUCGAAGAAGUCUACCCGUCUGAUGACAGGCACGUCCGUAAGGUGAAACUGGUAAUGGGUGACACACAGAUCGACAACCAGGGAAAGCGCAUCAAGCCUCUCCGAUUUCUGGAGCGCCCAAUCCACAAACUGGUUCUUAUUCUCCCAGCAGCGCCUUAA
Molecule: messenger RNA, 945 nt
Organism: Patiria miniata (bat star)
Lineage: Eukaryota; Metazoa; Echinodermata; Asteroidea; Valvatida; Asterinidae
Exons: 1
Coding region: 1-945 (314 amino acids)
Molecular function (GO): nucleic acid binding
Source: RefSeq, a predicted model, not a curated record